AUGUUUGAUGCGAUAGCCCCGUCGCCGGAGCGCUCGCGAGGCGCUCCUCCGUCGCCAAACUUUUUGUGCGAAGACGAAAAGGGAAACAUUUACAUUCUUUCGAAGAAGCGUCGAGAAAACGGUCGCGUAGAUACAACGAUAACCUCGGAUCGAUCGCGAAGAGCCGCACAGCAUGCCGCUGGCGUAGCUUCGCUCGAAGAUGUUCGGGUAUAUUCAGGCAUUCCUUCUUCGUCGUUAUCGUCGAACGGAGAAGAAGAAGAAGAAGAAGUGCGCACGUUAGAAGUUUCGAGCGGAGGACAGUUUGCGAUUUUGGUUUCUGCGAGAGAGAACAACAACACAAAGAAAACGAGUCGCGUGUACGUCGUUCGUUUACAACAAGACGAUCAAGUGAACGCCGAAGGUGGAAACAAAUCGUACUAUGAUAUCUUACCAAAAUACUUCGAAAGUGCGCCGAGCGCGACGGUUUUAUCGGCCAAGUUUUGCCCGGGAACGGAGGAGUCGAUUGCGAUGUUAACGAGCGACGGAUAUUUUAGAAUUGUAAACUUUACGAGGAGCUGCUCUGCUCCCGAGCAAAUUUGGAAAAUGGAUCCAUCGAACGAGCAUUCUUCUUCCACGCCAAUCCGUCCGCAGGUUGUGGACUUUACAUUUGGUCCACCGAGUGGAUGGGGACGUUUCACCGUUUUCUUCUUGUGCGCUACGGAGGAAAAGAAAGUAGCGGCUGUCAAGUGCAUGUGUCCUAUCGUCGCGUCUGGGUCGAGAACAUCGAGCCGGGUGUUGGAUGAGCUUGCAAAGGAUUCACAAAUGCAGAAAGGCGGUGGUGAGUCUCUGCGAUGGCUUGAACGUACGUUUGAUAUGACUUCAAAAGCUUCGGUUCGAGUUGCGCGAAAAUUAUCUGCGAAUGCCUCGGGAGGCGAAGCGGUGGCAUUGCAAGAUUUCUUGACGACAUCGUCCGCGUCGUCUAUGCACUCGCACGCGUCCCGCGGUAAUCUAAAGAUUGCUGUGCGUUCACUUUCGGGUGAUGGAAGAGGUGACGACGGUUUCUUGAUUGCAACCUUGCAAACAGAUCGUUUAAUUGUGAGUGCAAUUACCACCGCUUUGAUGCCGUUGUGGACGAGCCGGGAAAGUCGCACGAUUGAGGGGAUUUUACACGCCUCGUCGACUUCUGGAGAUAGACACGCGUCACCAACUCCUAUUUUGUGCGACGUCGAUGUUAUAAAACUGGAGAAUAGUGCGCAGGAUGGUGGUAGCACGACGAUUUAUGAUUCGUGUCAAAAAGUAGAGUGGGAUACCUUUAUCAAGCAGCGGCUUUUCGCUACGCUGAAAGGGUCUGUGCAUAGUGUGGACCUUCGAUGGCUGCCGAUUCUUGAAGCGGCACAUUAG
Molecule: messenger RNA, 1380 nt
Organism: Bathycoccus prasinos
Lineage: Eukaryota; Viridiplantae; Chlorophyta; Mamiellophyceae; Mamiellales; Bathycoccaceae
Product: nuclear pore complex protein-related (ISS)
Exons: 2
Coding region: 1-1380 (459 amino acids)
Biological process (GO): ribosomal large subunit export from nucleus; mRNA export from nucleus; ribosomal small subunit export from nucleus
Cellular component (GO): nuclear pore
Molecular function (GO): structural constituent of nuclear pore
Source: RefSeq, a predicted model, not a curated record